AUUCUUUGUCCAACUUUCUGCCAAGGCAAGGCAUGUCUGGUCCGGUAACUACCGAUAAGGCUGCGGCUGGCCCGCUUCCCGCGGUCACGGCCCCAAGCCCUGUGGGACCUCAGUCAUCCAAAACGUCAACCUAUACAAUGCUCACUGUGAUGUUUAUGCUACUUAUCAACAUCGCGAUUGUGGCCUUACUAGGACUGCUUGUACGGAAGCUAUUCGAGGUCCAUUCGAUCCUGGACCAUGGACACGUCUAUGUCCAUGCCAGCAUCGUCAAUGACAAUAUCAAACCCUUAAGCGUCUCUGUCGUUAAUACUGGCUACGGUGCCAUUCCCGUGACUAUGUAUCGGUAACCGUUGGGCGCUAUUGGAAGUAUGGCCUUUGUUCUCGAUACACCUACCUCAGAAAGAAUUAUUCUCCUUGCACGAGAAUUGUUUAAUCCGGUUAACAGAGGCAAUUCUUGUAUGACCAUUUAAAGAGACCUCUACUGUGGAGGGACCAGACCCAGGUGUAAACAUAGCCACAGGGAUAGAUGGAUGACCUUCAUUUUAACAACAGCUGUUCUGAU
Aspergillus caelatus is the source of this 562-nucleotide messenger RNA. RefSeq lists its product as uncharacterized. Bases 33 to 347 code for a protein of 104 amino acids. The transcript is spliced from 2 exons. Lineage: Eukaryota; Fungi; Ascomycota; Eurotiomycetes; Eurotiales; Aspergillaceae. The record is from RefSeq and is a predicted model, not a curated record.